This is a messenger RNA of Drosophila serrata, 1717 nucleotides long. RefSeq names its product tether containing UBX domain for GLUT4. Lineage: Eukaryota; Metazoa; Arthropoda; Insecta; Diptera; Drosophilidae. Gene Ontology annotation, cellular component: vesicle membrane; nucleus; cytoplasm. The record is from RefSeq and is a predicted model, not a curated record. Gene Ontology annotation, molecular function: protein binding. Gene Ontology annotation, biological process: intracellular protein transport; glucose homeostasis.
AAACAAAUGUCGAGAAAAUUAUUGUUCUUAAUUAUCCUUAAUUAAGUGAUGUUCAUGUCAAGGUCAAAUAGCAAGUCACGCAUCGCAAUCGAUGUAAACAAAAAAUCGAACGUAUAAACAACAACAACUUCUACAGUCGUGUCCCGGCCGGCUUUAAUUUCUUAUCAAACGAAACAUUUCCUUAAACGUCAAUAAAGAAUGGAUAAGCGUGUCACAAUCCUGCUGCCCAAUGCCCGGCGGCAGAAUGUGAGCGUCACGGCGAACAUGACGUUGCUGGAGAUCCUGGAGACGGCUUGCGCUAAGCACGGCUACGACAGCGAGGAGCACUGCCUUAAGUUUCACAACAAGGUGGUCAGCCUCACGCAACAGUUCCGCUUCAGCGGACUUCCAAACAACUGUGUUCUAGAGAUGGAGCCCACAGAGAAGCGGCGCGUACUGAGCAGCGUCGUUGUCUGUGUCCAAUUGAGCGACGGAGCCCGGGAGCAAGGCGACUUCUCCCCCAACGACACUGUGUGGCAGGUGGUUCAGAAGCUGUGCGAGUCCCAGAUUCUGGGUUAUGAGAGUCCCAUCAUUGUCUACAUGCGGAGUGAGGUCAUCGGCCAGGAGCAAAUGAGACAAACGACGUUAAAGUCACUGGGCAUCCUUGAGGGGCGCGCUAUGAUGCGCCUAAUUGACAAGAAGCCGGAGGAGCUGAGAAUGCAGGCCAACGUGUACAAGCCGUCGGAGGUGAAGGCAAAGUCCAUGGCGGAUGAUGACGACCAGCCCAGCACAUCGCGAUCGGCCAUGGCGUCUGGCGGCAGGGGAGGCGGCGGCUUUGCUCUCACCAGCAAUAUGAUCAAGAACCUUAAGCGAACUGCAACUGAUGAACAUGCGGCCAACGACACGGCCAAGCUCACCGAAAAAGCCGAUUCGGAGGUAGAACCACAGGCAGAGGCUGCUCCAAAAUACGACUGGGGCAGUGGCUCCGGAUACUCCCUUGCCCAUCGACAACAGCGGCAAAAUCAGCUGGAAAGCAACGAGGGCGAGGAGAAUCCUAGCCGAGCACCGCCGGUAGUCAAUGUGAUUGGGCCCCGGCAUGCGGUGCUUUUCUCUCUGGACGAAACCAAGAAACAAGCGGACGACCUGCCAGACUCAUUCUUCGACCUGACCGUGAACGACCUGAAGAUGGUGCUGCGCGACCUGAAGCGCACAUCCACAGGGGACGACGACGCCCCACUGCUGACGGCCAAGCUAAGGGAGCUGGAGCGCCAGAAGACCAUGCUGGCGAAGCUGAAUCAGUACAAGGACUGCGUGCUGCGCAUCCAGUUCCCCGAUCGCUUCGUCCUCCAGGGCAUCUUUAAGCCGCACGAGCAGCUGGGCAAGGUGGAGGAGUUUGUGCGCCAGUUUCUGGCCCAGCCCGGCGAGCAGUUUCACCUCUUCACCAUCCCACCGAAGAAGGUGCUGCCGUCCAGUGAAACGCUACUUGAGCUGAAUUUUGUGCCUAAUGCUAUUGUGCACUUCGGCUUCCUCAAGGACGGCCUUAACGCGGAGAGCAAUCGCUUUGUACAGGACCAGUUCGUUGAACAGCUGACCUCGGAGGAGGGGGCGCACUACGCGGUGCAGAAGUACCGCCUUACUCGGGCGGCAUCGCCGGAGACUAAUUUAUAAUAGGGAAAUAGAUGGCUUUAAGCGAACAGUUUGCGUGAUAUUAAAUAUGAAUCCGCUUUAUUUCUAUAAA